AUGUCAGCUACCUAAACUCUUUAUAACUACUAAUGUACCAACAUGGAACAUAAGGCACCAAUUACUAAUUUUUGUGCUUGUAUUGACUGUCUAAAACCUCUGUGUCCUGAGUGCAUCCAAGAUCAUUACUAAUAUCACAUUUCAGCCAAGACACCAGCUGCCGUCUAAAGCAUCCUUAAUACUAGAACCAAUUGUGAAAGAAAGAUUGCAAAAGCAAUUGAAUAAUUGAAAAAAGAAUAUGAAUAAUAUGACAUUCAAUACAUUUUCAACCCUGAUGAAAUACUUACUCAAGAAAUCUCCAGGAUGAAUGAUGUCAAGUUGCAGAUGUUUGAAAUUAUCAACAUCUUUUUUAAAUAGUAAGAGAAUCUUCUCGAAAACAAAGUGAAAGAAAACCAAUUAAAAGUUAGAAACAUCGGAGGCAUAUUCCAAAAGAUAGAUUCAGUUAUUCAAUAACUGGAAAUGUUAAGAAAUAAUCUUCUGACUAGCCCCGAUCCAUUCACUCACUUUCAUAAAGCGUGUAGACUAGACGUUAAAUCUUUGCUUGAUAGAUAUAAAUCUGAUUUGAAGAAAUCUAUCAAAUCCAAAGAAUUAGGCAAUUAAAUUUAUCUAUUUCUUAGAUCCCAUCAAUGUUCACAUCGAUGA
Messenger RNA from Paramecium tetraurelia, 642 nucleotides. RefSeq lists its product as uncharacterized. The transcript has 3 exons. Lineage: Eukaryota; Ciliophora; Oligohymenophorea; Peniculida; Parameciidae. The record is from RefSeq and is a predicted model, not a curated record.